Capsella rubella is the source of this 987-nucleotide messenger RNA. RefSeq names its product ras-related protein RABF2b. The transcript is spliced from 7 exons. Lineage: Eukaryota; Viridiplantae; Streptophyta; Magnoliopsida; Brassicales; Brassicaceae. The record is from RefSeq and is a predicted model, not a curated record. Gene Ontology annotation, molecular function: GTP binding; GTPase activity. The coding region runs from base 201 to 806 and encodes 201 amino acids.
UUGUUUCCUUGUAAAGUUAUAUAUAAUAUACUAUCAUUUUUAUUAAUACAGGAGGAGGUAGAGGAGGAGAUUGGUUGUUGUUAACGACGCGUUUCCACUUUGUUUUUGGGGUCUCUCCGUCUUUUGAAUCUUCAAUCUGAGUUUUUUUGAGCUGAGGAUUUUAUCGUAUUCGUUUCUCAUUAUUCAGAUCGAGCAUCAUCAUGGCUGCUGCAGCUGGAAACAAGAGCAUUAACGCCAAAUUGGUGUUACUUGGAGAUGUUGGUGCUGGGAAAUCAAGUCUUGUGUUACGGUUUGUCAAGGAUCAGUUUGUUGAAUUCCAGGAAUCAACCAUUGGUGCUGCUUUCUUCUCACAAACAUUAGCUGUUAACGAUGCUACUGUCAAGUUUGAGAUUUGGGAUACAGCGGGUCAAGAACGAUAUCAUAGUUUGGCUCCAAUGUACUACAGGGGUGCUGCUGCUGCAAUCAUUGUCUUUGACGUUACGAAUCAGGCCUCGUUUGAGAGGGCAAAGAAAUGGGUUCAGGAACUGCAGGCACAAGGUAACCCUAAUAUGGUCAUGGCCCUUGCUGGAAACAAAUCUGAUUUAUUAGAUGCAAGGAAGGUGACUGCAGAGGAGGCACAAAUAUAUGCUCAGGAAAAUGGUCUUUUCUUCAUGGAAACUUCUGCAAAAACCGCGGCUAACGUCAAGGAAAUAUUCUAUGAAAUCGCAAGAAGGCUACCGCGAGUACAGCCAACAGAAAACCCAACAGGAAUGGUUCUCCCAGACAGGGCCAUGGAUAGGGCAGUGAGUUCAUCUUGUUGUGCGUAGUUGUAUGUAAUGGCACACAUUUCUCUUGUAAAAGAGAUGUUUUGGUCAGUCACUUUUGAAGCUAUUGACUUUCUGUGUUUGCGUCUCUUUGCUUUAUUUUGCGUAUUGGGAUUUGAUCUCUAUACUAUACUCUUCUGUAAAUAAAAUCUAAAAGUCCAGUAAUUUAGUGCGUGAGGGGAUA